Molecule: messenger RNA, 866 nt
Organism: Anoplophora glabripennis (Asian longhorned beetle)
Lineage: Eukaryota; Metazoa; Arthropoda; Insecta; Coleoptera; Cerambycidae
Product: transmembrane protein 234 homolog
Exons: 5
Coding region: 117-515 (132 amino acids)
Source: RefSeq, a predicted model, not a curated record
CAAAAGCAUUUACUAAUCCGUGGUUAUACUGAAUAAGAAUUUUCAAUACUAUUCGUGUAUAUCCUUCAAAAGGAUGUAAAAAGUUUGAAGUCAAAGUAUUAAGCUAUAGUUUUAUUAUGUUGAAAGAAGGAUUAUCUCUCAUGUUUGUCGCUUUAUUAUGGGGAGGAACAAAUCCACUAAUUAAAAAAAAUUCAAAGGAAAUUCUCAAUGUGAAAGCAGAUUCAAGAAUUCUUCAGUUUAUAUUGGAAUUAAAAUAUUUGGCAACAAACGUCAGAUACCUGAUUCCAAUGGCUUUAAAUCAAUUAGGAUCUGUUCUAUAUUUCUUAACACUGAAAAACGUCGACUUAACAUUAUCUGUUCCAGUAGCAAAUUCUUUAACAUUUGUAUUCACUGCAUUGUCUGGUUGGAUCUUAGGAGAACAACUGCCAAGAAAAAAUGCCAUUUUUGGAAUCCUUUUAAUACUUGUUGGGACUGUGUUAUGUUGCAUCGAUAAAUAUGUAAACAAAGUAGAUUAAUUUGUUUAGUGGUUAACACUUGUACACAUUACAAAAAUUUGGGUGAAAUGACAGCAGUGUAAUGAUUUUUUUAUGUUAGUAAUCUUCCGAACAGUAAGUGAAUCUAUUAAAAUAUGAUGCAGUAGUGGAAUAAGUUGUUUCUAUCACGCACGCUCGCUAUGGGACCUAUAGUGUAGGGGUUAUGUGCACGGAAAGUGCCAGAUAGUACAACGGCUUAAUGUUAUUUUCAUAGCGCAACGCUCCAGCUCGUGCGUCAACUGCGCCCGCGUGGCGCUCUUGCCAACUUUUCCUCACUCGUUACACAAUGUACUAUAGUGCGGGGGAACUUGUAAUUGAAUGGUAAUUAAAUAC